CAGUUUACGGCGACGUCACCGACCGGAAGUGAACGAAACCGUCGCGCUAAACACGCAACGCAGAGGGUCACAUUGGACACACAUCAAUGUUUCACAAUAAUAAAACAAUCUAAUCACUAAUAACAGUAACAGAGGUGUAAAUGGAUCCGUCUAAAGCAGAGGAGCCGCAGCUGAGACACGUGGAGAAAGAUGUGCUGAUUCCGAAGUUGAUGCGGGAGAAAGCCAAAGAGAGAUGCGCUCAACAUGUGGACGCGUUCAAUCGCUGCUGUAAGGACACGGGCUUCUUCAUGGUGUUCAAGUGUCAAGAGGAGAACGGCGCUCUGAAAGAGUGUCUGACGCGACAUUAUCAGGAUCCGGCGUUCUUCGAAGAGUGCAAGCAGGAGUAUCUCAGAGAGAAACACGAAUACGAACAGACCGGCAUUCCCGCCAAGAACAGGAAGCAGAAGCUUCCCACCAGCAUGUAGAUGGACGUGAUGAAGAACACUGCAGCGAGGAUGAUGAUGAUGAUGAUGAUGGUGAUGAUGGACCAUGAAAAUAAUUUCUGGCCGUUUUUGGAGACGCUGUUGUCUCUGAUGGACGUUCUCUGUGUCUGUUGGUUUAUAUUCAUGAUUAGCUCUUAUAAAUCAUCUCUUGCACCUAAAGCCUAAUAAAAAUUCAUAGAGAAUGUAUUUGAAUCACA
Molecule: messenger RNA, 679 nt
Organism: Cyprinus carpio (common carp)
Lineage: Eukaryota; Metazoa; Chordata; Actinopteri; Cypriniformes; Cyprinidae
Gene: cmc1
Product: C-X9-C motif containing 1
Cellular component (GO): mitochondrion
Source: RefSeq, a predicted model, not a curated record